Messenger RNA from Cyclopterus lumpus (lumpfish), 1326 nucleotides. It is a transcript of the gene hepacama, whose product is annotated as hepatic and glial cell adhesion molecule a. The record is from RefSeq and is a predicted model, not a curated record. The transcript is spliced from 7 exons. Bases 1 to 1326 code for a protein of 441 amino acids. NCBI's taxonomy places the organism in Eukaryota, Metazoa, Chordata, Actinopteri, Perciformes, Cyclopteridae.
AUGAAGGUGGAGAGGAAGACCUCCUCUACAGGCAACAGUUUUACUGACAUUCCUCCUCUACUGACGCUCUUUGGCCUCCUCCUCCUUCUCUUCACAGGUGAGGUGUCAGGGGUGAAUGUGACCAGCCAAACCCAGGUGGUGAGGGGCACGGUGGGCAAAGAGGCCCUCUUGUCAGUCAGCUACUCCAGCAGCAGCUUGGACAAGCCUGUAAUUAAGUGGCAGCUAAAGAGGGACAACGAGAAACCCAUCACUGUUGUGCAGUCCAUAGGAACAGACAUCAUAGGGAACCUGAGGCCAGAGUACCGCAACCGUAUCCUGGUCUUUGAGAACGGGUCGCUGCUGCUUCACAACCUGCAGCUGUCAGACGAAGGGGCUUACGAAGUCGAGAUCUCCAUCACAGAUGACACCUUCACUGGAGAGCGCUACAUUGGGCUCACUGUGGAUGUCCCCGUGUCCAAACCUUACAUCCAGAUGAUGGCCUCGUCUGUCCUGGAGUACAGCGAGCACUUUAACCUCCACUGUUCCCACGAUAAUGGCACAAAGCCCGUCUACGGUUGGCUGAAGGGAGGCAAGGUGCUAACCAAUGACACGCGUCUGCAGCUUUCACAUGACCAAAAGGUGCUGACCAUCUCACGCGUUGUGAUGUCAGACGAUGACAUUUACGCCUGCACAGUGGAGAACCUCAUCAGCAGCAUGAAGAGCAUGCCUGUCAAGCUCACUGUCUACAGACGGAGCUCGCUAUACAUCAUCCUGUCCACCGGGGGCAUAUUCCUCCUGAUCACCCUGGUGACAGUGUGCGCUUGUUGGAAACCAUCCAAAAAGAAGCAUCGACCUGUCCCUCAAAGAGCUCCCAUCUAUCUGGAGCAGAGUGAACAUAGCCAUGAUGUUGAUGUUGUUCCCAAACCAACUACACUUGGUCGAAGGAGUCCCAUGCCUCUUUAUGUUCUCAACGAAGAUGAGACUCUGGAGCGUUUCGAAGAAUAUACUGGCAAUGCUGCCAUCCAAUCAGAACUGAGUAUUCCUGCUUUGUAUGCUCCAGUGCUUCCUAGUCCUUCCUCCUCCAAUAGAACUGAGCGGCCCGUCUGGUCUGCCCCGCGCAGAUACCCCCGCAGCCCCUCACCACUGGCACAGCCUCUUCCACAACCCUUUGCAGGCCCUCCGCUUCGCCCCGUCCGCUCACCUGCUCACUCCCCUGGUUCAUCGCCACGAAGUUUCAGCCCGAUAAGAAAAGCCCGUCCACCAGUCGGCAUCCCAAGCAGCCACCUGCCUGUAGAGGUCGAGUGCCCGGACCCUCGUGAUCAGACUCACUGUCCAUCACAGCAGUGA